Dermatophagoides farinae (American house dust mite) is the source of this 455-nucleotide messenger RNA. The record is from RefSeq and is a predicted model, not a curated record. NCBI's taxonomy places the organism in Eukaryota, Metazoa, Arthropoda, Arachnida, Sarcoptiformes, Pyroglyphidae.
AUGGAAACGGAAACGGAAAAAGUGAAAAAUGAUCAUCAACAACAUGAAAAACGUGAAAGGAAAUUAGAUUUUUCACAUCCAGAUAUACAUAAUAAAAAUAAUAAUACAAAUAAGCGUCAUAAUGAAUUAUUAUCAGAUCAACGAUGUUUAUCACCAACAAAACAGAUAUCAUCAUCUAUGCAAACAAAUCCAAUUAUGUUAAUGAAUAAUCCAUUAUUACAUAUCCAACAACAACAACAACAACAACAUAGACAACGUAUUGGUGGUGCUGGUGGCAGCGUCGGCGGCAGUGGUGAUCGAUCAUUAGCACAGCAAGCAUUAUUGAAUCGUGCAUUACGUAAUAGACGUCAUACAUUGGCCAAUGUUAAUCGGUGUUUAUUCAUUCUCAAUAAUUCAAUAACAUUAUGAUAUUGUAACGGUUGUUUUGUUUCAAAGAAUAUCGAUAUUCUUUGUUU